This is a messenger RNA of Camelina sativa (false flax), 3997 nucleotides long. NCBI's taxonomy places the organism in Eukaryota, Viridiplantae, Streptophyta, Magnoliopsida, Brassicales, Brassicaceae. The record is from RefSeq and is a predicted model, not a curated record.
AAAUCGCGUUAAGCGUGUGUAAACCUAACCGGCGGUGAUCCUUUUUUCCGAUCGUGUUUCUAGAAGCUCCCACAUAUAUCUCUCUCUCGCGCUCCCGUAACGACCGACUCUGGCGAGAUAGAUAUUGAUCCGACGAAGCUCUUCAGGUUUAUUGAAAUUGGAAAAUUCAGAUUAAAGCUUCUGGAAUCACUCAGAGGAGUUGAAAGACCCGAACCCCUAAGAAACCAAGGAAAGUAAUUGUUCUCAUCAGAAGUUGUUGUCGAACGGCGAACCGGUGGUUAAUUUCACUGUGAUUUUUGGAGUUUUUUGCUGAAUCCGUCCACUGAGUAAUAAUGGGGGUCGAUCCAUUCAAAACUACUGACACGUUAGAAACCGAUAAAGAAACCGGUGGUGGUGUCCCUGUGAAUGAUAAAGUGACUUUUACAGCUCCUGAGAGGAAGUCUCGUUUAGGUUUGGAUGUAAGGGCAAUUGAGAAAAGGGAGAAUGCCAAGAACCAGGGGGACUUCAAGGUCCCCAAGAAGUCAACAAUAUCCUUUACAUCAUCUUUUGAUGAAGAGGAUAAAUCUGAUGCAUCAGGAUUAGAUCAUGGAGCUGAAACCACAACACAUGACCAUUCCAGCAGACGGUAUAGAGAGAAGUCUUCAAGAUCUGAGACUGCACAAGAAAGUACCGUGACUACAGAGAAUGCUGCAACUUCAGAUGUUUCCAUGACUCCCAGGAGUUUAUCUAGUACUUCUAGAUACGAGAGAGCUGAUAGCAAUAGACGUCGAGAUGAACAUAGGCGUGACAGAAGUGAAACUCCGCGGUCAAGACAGAGAAACACUUAUGGUGAGAUGGAUCACUACCGAGGGAGGGAGUCUUAUCGCCAAGGUGACCGAGACUAUCAUGGAGAAAAGCGUGGAAGAUACAACAGCGAUAGGAGGACUCCAGGUAGAUCAGACUGGGAUGAUGGAAAAUGGGAAUGGGAAGAUAGUCCUCACGGAGAUAGAGACUCUAGUUACAGCAAGCGACAUCAGCCUUCUCCAUCACCCAUGUUAGCUGCAGCUUCACCUGAUGCUCGUUUAGCCUCCCCAUGGCUGGAUACACCACGUUCAAUAAUGUCUUCUGCCUCUCCAUGGGAUAUUGGUGCACCUUCUCCUGUUCCUAUUCGGGCUUCUGGAUCGUCUAUCAGAUCCUCAAGCUCUAGGUAUGGUGGAAGAUCAAAUCAACCUGCUUACUCUAGGGAAGGUGAUCUGACAAAUGAGGGGCAUUUAGAUGAGGAUAGAUCGCAAGGAGCUGAAGAAUUUAAACAUGAGAUCACAGAAACAAUGCGUGAGGAGAUGGAUAUUCAGUCAGAUCGUGCAUGGUAUGAUACAGACGAAGGGAACUCACUGUUUGAUGCGGACAGUACAUCCUUUUUUCUUGGAGAUGAUGCUUCGCUACAGAAGAAGGAAGCUGAGCUGGCAAAGAGAUUGGUCAGAAGGGAUGGUAGCAAAAUGUCACUUGCGCAGAGUAAAAAAUAUUCUCAGCUUAAUGCGGAUAAUGCUCAGUGGGAAGACCGCCAGCUUCUCAGAUCUGGAGCAGUUAGAGGCACAGAAGUGCAGACUGAGUUUGAUAGCGAAGAAGAACGGAAAGCAAUUCUUCUUGUACAUGAUACGAAGCCUCCUUUCCUUGAUGGAAGAGUCGUUUUUACAAAGCAAGCGGAGCCAGUAAUGCCUAUAAAGGAUCCCACAUCAGACAUGGCAAUAAUUUCACGAAAAGGAUCAGGUCUUGUCAAAGAAAUUCGGGAGAAACAAAGUAUGCAUAAAUCACGACAGCGGUUCUGGGAGCUUGCAGGUUCUAAUCUUGGUAAUAUCCUUGGUGUUGAAAAAUCAGCUGAGCAGAUUGAUGCCGAUACUGCUGUAGUUGGUGAUGAAGGUGAAGUAGAUUUUAAAGGUGAGGCUAAAUUUGCACAACAUAUGAAGAAGGGAGAAGCUGUGAGUGAUUUUGCCAUGUCAAAGACCAUGGCAGAGCAACGACAGUACCUCCCCAUAUUUUCUGUUAGAGAUGAACUUUUGCAGGUAAUUAGAGAAAACCAGGUGAUAGUGGUGGUUGGCGAAACUGGUUCGGGAAAGACCACUCAACUCACACAGUAUCUUCACGAGGACGGGUAUACUAUAAAUGGUAUAGUAGGCUGCACCCAACCAAGGCGUGUAGCAGCCAUGAGUGUUGCAAAGAGAGUUAGUGAAGAGAUGGAAACAGAGUUGGGUGAUAAAGUGGGGUAUGCGAUUCGUUUUGAAGAUGUAACUGGUCCAAACACUGUUAUCAAGUACAUGACCGAUGGAGUGCUACUGAGAGAGACCCUGAAAGAUUCCGACUUGGAUAAGUAUCGUGUGGUGGUGAUGGAUGAAGCCCAUGAAAGGUCACUCAACACAGACGUCCUUUUUGGAAUAUUGAAAAAAGUUGUGGCUCGGCGUCGUGAUUUCAAGUUGAUCGUCACGUCAGCAACCCUUAAUGCUCAAAAGUUUUCCAAUUUCUUUGCAAAGAUUUUCCAGAAACCAGAAGAUGGAGCCCGUAAAUGCAUUGUUGCCACCAAUAUUGCUGAAACAUCACUGACAGUCGAUGGAAUAUAUUAUGUGAUUGACACGGGGUAUGGAAAGAUGAAGGUUUUUAAUCCUAGAAUGGGUAUGGAUGCUCUUCAAGUUUUCCCUAUAAGUCGUGCAGCCUCUGAUCAGCGUGCAGGGAGAGCUGGAAGGACAGGGCCGGGAACAUGUUACAGGCUGUAUACUGAGAGUGCUUAUUUGAAUGAAAUGUUGCCAAGUCCCGUGCCAGAGAUUCAGCGUACAAAUCUGGGUAAUGUUGUGUUGUUGUUGAAGUCGUUGAAAAUAGACAACUUGUUAGAUUUUGAUUUUAUGGAUCCACCUCCACAAGAGAACAUCCUCAACUCUAUGUACCAGCUUUGGGUGUUGGGUGCUCUUAGCAAUGUUGGAGGAUUAACCGAUCUCGGGUGGAAGAUGGUGGAGUUCCCAUUGGAUCCGCCUCUUGCAAAGAUGCUCUUAAUGGGUGAACGGCUUGAUUGCAUAAACGAGGUUCUGACUAUUGUGUCAAUGCUUUCAGUACCGUCAGUGUUCUUCAGACCUAAAGAAAGAGCAGAAGAGAGUGAUGCCGCAAGGGAGAAGUUUUUUGUGCCAGAAUCAGAUCACUUAACGCUAUUGAAUGUAUAUCAACAGUGGAAAGAGCAUGACUAUAGAGGAGACUGGUGCAAUGACCAUUACCUACAAGUCAAAGGUCUGAGAAAAGCUAGAGAGGUAAGAUCCCAGCUUCUGGAUAUCCUCAAGCAACUAAAGAUACCACUCAAGUCAUGUGGACCGGAUUGGGAUAUUGUGAGAAAAGCCAUCUGUUCAGCGUAUUUCCACAACUCAGCCAGAUUAAAAGGUGUUGGGGAGUAUGUGAACUGUAGAACCGGGAUGCCUUGCCAUUUGCACCCGAGCAGUGCACUGUACGGUCUGGGAUACACACCGGAUUAUGUGGUGUACCAUGAACUGAUCUUGACCACUAAGGAGUACAUGCAGUGUGCUACAUCGGUUGAGCCACAUUGGCUAGCUGAGUUAGGGCCUAUGUUCUUCUCGGUCAAAGACUCGGAUACAUCAAUGUUGGAGCAUAAGAAGAAGCAGAAGGAAGAGAAAACAGCGAUGGAGGAAGAGAUGGAGAAACUGAGAAGAGAUCAGGCGGAGUCGGAAGUGAGAAACAAAGAGAAAGAGAAAAGGAAAAGGGCAAAGCAGCAGCAACAGAUUUCAGGUCCUGGCUUGAAGAAAGGAACUACUUACCUCAGGCCUAAGAAGUUUGGACUGUGACAUUUGUAAUGUAAAAAAACAGAGCGAAAACUUUACCGGAAAAGGGAAAAAAACAAAAAAAAACAGCCAAAAUAGAGCGAACUGUAAUCAUCUUGUGUCUGUAGUAUAUUUCUCAGUGAGAAUAAUCUUGAUUGUUUGAAGCUUGUAUUGAAUUCUUUAUCGCUAAUUAGUUUAGUUGAAACCCA